Molecule: messenger RNA, 632 nt
Organism: Eurytemora carolleeae
Lineage: Eukaryota; Metazoa; Arthropoda; Copepoda; Calanoida; Temoridae
Exons: 6
Coding region: 171-632 (153 amino acids)
Source: RefSeq, a predicted model, not a curated record
ACACAUUAGCACAUACAAUACAUAUUUGUGAUCUGGGAGAUGGUAUAGAUAGCAGCUUCAGAAGUUCUUUGCUUGAACAUCAGUUCAUCAACAAAAUACAGCCUUCGUGGGUUCCUGCUCUUCAUCCAAUAGGAUGGUUGAAGAGUGAGAUACCCCCAGCAGUACUAGGUAUGCUAAACCUAGUGCGACUAGGACGGGAAGGAGGAGGUGGAGGUGGUGGAGGAGGAGAUGGUUGGGGAGAACCUGAAGUUUGUAUCCCGGAAAUAAGCGUCUUCAAUUGUCAGAUGCUUGUUGACGACGGGAAAGAAUGUAAAUCCCAACAUAAUGAAAAGGAGUUGAUAAAAACAAUAAAUGCUGAACUGCAAGAUACAAUUCUUCAAUCCUUGUUAGAAGAAGGGGAACAGUUUUCUGGACUUAGCCUCAUAGGUACAUCUGUGUACGGGAUCCGACGGUACCGUGCGGGAGCCUGGUUGGCCAGCCAUCUUGAUCACAUGGCAACACACGUGGUCUCCGCCAUCUUAAACAUUGCACAGAAAGGAAAUUUUCAGAGAUCAUUGGACAAAGAAACAAUUAAACAUAUUUUGUAUUUCAUGAUUUCCGAUGCUUUUAAAAAUCAAAUGACUCUAAAUUAA